Molecule: messenger RNA, 1946 nt
Organism: Daldinia caldariorum
Lineage: Eukaryota; Fungi; Ascomycota; Sordariomycetes; Xylariales; Hypoxylaceae
Exons: 3
Coding region: 156-1445 (429 amino acids)
Source: RefSeq, a predicted model, not a curated record
CUAACCUAGUGUCUAUUCGAUGCCCACGAUGGAGGUAUAAGACGUACCAUAGAGGAAAAUAUCGUUCAAAAGUUCAGUAAAAGCCAGAUAGUCUUUCCUACAGCUUCAAGGCGAGAGUAAUAAACCACUGUUUCGGAGUAUCCCAAGCGUUGAAGAUGGGUUCCGGGCAUCGAGAUAACGCGCAGUUUAGCAGAGCAAAAUGGAGGAAGACGAUACUGCUGCCGUGUUGGAUAUUUCAAAUCCUCAUUCUCUUAGCGAUGAUGGGUUUGUUUUCCUAUCGACUCUCACGAACGUCUAAGACAUGGAAAGACCAGCUAGAUCAGGGCGAGGAUCCUACAGUGGAGUUUAUAUGGGAAACGGCCAUCAUCACAUUUUCGUUCAUCUCCCUCGUCAUAGUAUUCGUCUCGAUAGCACGAUUUAUCGCCGAGGUGUUGACGCCUCUACCUCUGUUGUUUGGUAACAUCAUAAACCUGGCUCUUACAUCUGCCGUCCUAGCCCUUGAUAUCGUGGUUUACGUCAGAUACGCCGAUAGGGCCUACUCCUUAGUAGGAUUAAUAUUUGACUGCUUACUCUUAUUCUUCACUAUCAUCCCUACCUUCUAUUCAUUUACCAUCUAUCGUCGCCUAUUGAGUUACGACGAUUACCAUAUACCCGGCAAUGUCAAGCCGUAUGGCUACGCUAGUACCGAAGACCCCGAAGAGACGGCGUAUCGAACAUCGUGGCGUGAAGCUCCUACACCGUACGAUCCAACAAAUCCUUACGUGACGGUUACUCGGCCACGAUCGAUGUCCGCCGUUAGCUGCCGUAUAUCUGUAGCCCUCGGUAGCCAGCCAUCUUCGCCACAAACAACUCCGCCACCGACGACGGAGCGCCCUAUGAGCUAUGACCAUAAGCGCGAUACUAAAUUCGACGAAUACGUGCAACGGCGGUCAAGAUCCUAUAGCAAAGCCGAUGUAGAACGAGCACUCGGAGUCGAAUUCGGCUGGGAAGAUACUCGCGACCAGCGCGACAGCAUAAUCAACUCAGGGACAAUAUCAGUCCUACAAGUAAGGGCUAGGGGAGAUUCGCUAUCAACAAGGCAAGGGAGCCUGCAGGCAAGCCUUAGUAGGAACACCAGCAGCAGCACUACUACUACCACUACCACCACUAGCGCCGCUACAAGCAAUCCAAGCAAUCCAACACCGACAUUAGAGGCGCAAAAUGCGAUGUUAAGGGCGCAUAGCCUAAUUAGCGUGCCAGAAGUUCACGAGGAAGACGGUGAUUUCGGAUCGAUAUGGAAUAUGAUAGGGAGCAAAACGGGGGAGAGCCAAGAGACAUUACUGGGAAACGACGAGGUUUCACGAUCUAGCUCGGGGGCUAGUAGGUAUGACCGAGAGAGAAUGGAGCAGGUUGAAGGAUUAGAAGUGGUCCAGCUUGAAAGCGGCAAAGACGAAAGAAAAGCAUGAACUAGGCGGCUACGAUACCCUUAAAAGGAGCGAAUGAAUAAACGAUCUUAAAAAAAAAAUUAAAAAAAAGACGACGCCCAAAUAAGGAGAUGUGCCAUGCGACACGAGCAUUGGAAGCCAAUACGUUCAUGUGGCAGGCUGAGUUGUUGGCAAGGUGUUGUGGUAAGGCGUUGGUCAGGUGUUGCUAAAUUGUUGUUUUCAAGAAAUUUGUAGCCCUCGACGAAAUUCGAAGGUUGUGUAUAAGAGGGGCCUACCCGAUCUUAGGCUGCCUUAGGUAAGGUAAUAAGGGUUACCUGACAAAACAUGGGUAUCGUAUCUAACAGGUUAGGUUAAGAGGUAGGUAGGUAGGUAGGUACCUAGUUUAUAUCAGGCAGGUCAGGUAUAGGUAAGCGCAUCCUACUACAUAAGGUACCUCCUACCUACAUGUAGAUAGACUAGGUAUACUAAAAUACACCACGUUAGACUAGCAUAAGCUAGAAGACUUCUAACAAAUGAAAGGCU